UUGAGUGGGAGCCGCCGCCGCCGCGAAGCAGCGUUGAGAGAGACCGCCAGUAAUUUCUUCAUUGUUACUCGUUCACAUACGGCAAGUUCUGUGACUCCUUCCCUCUCCCUCUCCCUCGCCCUCACGAGAUGUCGGUGCAGAUAGAAAAAAAGGCGCUAUGAGUGUUCUGCCCUCCCGCGCGGCUGGAAAAGAGAGGAAGUGUUGAGGAAAACUGGGCUGAUUUGCGGUAAAGUAGAUGUGUAUUAUUACAGCCCCAAUGGCAAGAAGUUCCGAAGCAAGCCCCAGUUGACCCGCUACCUCGGUGACACUGUUGACCUUUCCUCCUUCGAUUUUCGGACUGGGAAGGUCAACCCAAUGCUGGCGAGGAAGAACAAGAAGCCCCGUGGUACCCUCUUUGAUUACAGAGGCAGCGAAGAGCGGUACGGUGCUCCGCGCCUCCCGUUCUCGUCCUGAAUGCCAAACAAACAUCAGCUGACGGUGACUGAACAGUGACGCUCACCUAACCGAAGCACGUCAUUGCUGUCCGUGGCUCUCCCUGCCCCUCACCACGUCACUGGCCGAUCAUCAACGUCCACAUCAUCUGCAUAACGCUCUGAACUACAACACUGCGGUAGGAGAUUAGAGUGAACGAAGGUAGGAAUAACAGUGAGCAGGAUGAGUGGUGCUGGCAGUAGUGACAGUGGCCUGGACCUGUCUGGCAAACUCAUCAUUAAGGCCCAGCUGGGAAAUGACAUAAGGCGCAUUCCUAUACACAAUGAAGACAUGACUUAUGACGAGUUAAUAUUAAUGAUGCAGCGUGUCUUCCGCGGUUCGCUUUCUCCCGACGAUGAUAUCACGCUCAAGUAUAAAGAUGAAGAUGGGGAUCUGGUGACCAUCUUUGACAGCUCUGACUUGGCCUUUGCCAUACAGUGUAGCCGGAUCUUGAAGCUCACCAUCCUUCUGAAUGGUCAGCAAAGCAGUGCCAAGGAACCACAAUUACCAACCUCUGCUGUGAGACAAGAGCUGCGUGCCAUACGAGACAGAGUGACAGCCUUGCUUGAUGCUUUGGCUGUGUGUACUGAAACCACUCCCAAGGCAGCACCAGACAAUGCAGGAGUGAACAGUAGCAGUAGUUGCAAUACAGCAGGCACAGCUUCUCCUGCUCCUCCUCCUGUCAAGCCACUGACUGUCUCAUCCAAAGAGUUUGACCCACUUCAGCCUGCUGAGCUGCAGCAACAAGCAGUUCAGCAGCCUCUACAGCAGCAGCCAUCCCAGAAGCAGCCUGUACCGCCAGCACCAAUCAUGUCAGCCAGCCAGCCACAGCCGGGCCUUGCCACUCAGACAACAGCUUCAUCCACUCCCAGUCACAGUGACAUUCCAACAAACCUUGGGGAUCCAAGUGUGCACCAAGUCAUCAUAUCCUCUUUUGGGUUAUCAGAAGGUGAAGGAGGCUUGAGCUCCAGUUCAUCACAAGUUGAUGGCAACACUGCUGUCGCCAGCACCUCUGCACCAGCCUCCUACCACCCAUCACCACAGCAGCAGCCUCCUCUACCACAGUCACAGGCUUCUCAACCCAAACCUGUGCAGCCAUCACAGCAGCAGCAGCAGCCACCACAACAACCACAGCCCAACUAUGCAAACUAUACCACUGUUCCAGUUUCUGCUCCUCAACAAGGACGUUAUUUUCAUUAUCAAGGUCAGCAUUAUGGAAGUAGUGGCACAGAGGUGAGUGUUGGGGCUCCCACCACUGCUACCAGCACCUCACAGUCUCACACGUCCCAACAGUAUUACUCAGGCUACAUGCAAUACCCAGGGUAUGGGGUACCCAGCAGUCAGCCGAGUGGAUACAGUCAGCAGUAUCCUAGUAGCCAGCAAUACCCUGCCAGUUAUACCCCUCAGACUGGGGCUGCUACUGCCUCCUUGCCGCCUCCUUCAUCCCAGCCGGGCCAGCCUCCAGCAGGACCACGACCCCAGAUGAGUUAUGUGUCAUCCACGCCAUACCAGCAAUGGCCACAGUAGCCUGAAGUGUUGCAGGAGUUACCUGUUAGAAACACGUGCCACACCUCAAUUGCUGGGUUGAGCAAGUAUAUGUUUUGUAUGAUUUGCAGAAAGUCAUAGUAAAACUCCAUGUGAGCAUAUUGAGAAAGAAGUUGUAGUCUUCUAGAGAUAAUCUGUAGUCACUUGUGUCAUCCAUAAUUCAAAUGUACUUUAGAUUUGUUGAAGUUCCCUUGAAUGAUUGAUUGAUUGAUUGAUUGCUUAAGAACUUGUAGUCUCUUAAAGUUGAUCCUUAGUUACUUAUUUGUGUUAUCUAGAUUUCAAAUGUAUCAAAAAUUUUAUGAAAUAGCCAAAGUUGCUUUGUCCAAAAUCUAAUUCCUCAGAAAUACCUGUGUGUGCAGUAGUAAGAAUAAUUUCAUUGUUGACAUACAAAUGAAUGGAAAUGGGACACCAGCACAGGCCUUGAUGUCCAGGUCCAGCAGGUGAUACUACAGGGAGCUUAAGUCUUUGCAGGAUACAAUUCCUAUUUUUAAUACACAUGUACAGACUGUCUAUGUUCUAUAGUUGAUGCUGUUUGUUAACAUUUAGUGUAUAAGAGAAAUUAUAAACAUGUAUGGAUAUGCUUGAUAUUAUAGUUGAAUGACUUGUUUUCAAAAUAUUAAAAUAUUAAACAGUAAAACUCUA
Molecule: messenger RNA, 2658 nt
Organism: Scylla paramamosain (green mud crab)
Lineage: Eukaryota; Metazoa; Arthropoda; Malacostraca; Decapoda; Portunidae
Product: protein TFG-like
Exons: 15
Coding region: 655-1998 (447 amino acids)
Biological process (GO): COPII vesicle coat assembly; endoplasmic reticulum to Golgi vesicle-mediated transport
Cellular component (GO): endoplasmic reticulum exit site
Molecular function (GO): identical protein binding
Source: RefSeq, a predicted model, not a curated record